Messenger RNA from Dermatophagoides pteronyssinus (European house dust mite), 2332 nucleotides. RefSeq names its product iripin-3-like. Gene Ontology annotation, molecular function: serine-type endopeptidase inhibitor activity. The record is from RefSeq and is a predicted model, not a curated record. NCBI's taxonomy places the organism in Eukaryota, Metazoa, Arthropoda, Arachnida, Sarcoptiformes, Pyroglyphidae.
CAUUUUGGUUUCAUCAAAGAAUUAGACAACAACAACAACAACAACAACAAAAAUCAAAUAAAAUGAAAGUUUUUAUUUCAUCAUUUUUUUUGAUGAUAGUGAUGGCUGUCACUUAUGCAGCUGAUGAUGAAGUCUCAAUAACCAGUGUUGAUAAAUCACAAUCAGAUAAUUAUAGUCAAAAACCGUCAUCAGCUGAAGGAUUUGCCAGAGCUUCAAAUGAUUUUGGUUUUCAUUUAUUGAAUGAAAUUGUUAAACAUCAAUCAUCACCAUCUUCAUCAUCAUCCGGUUUGGAAAAUGUUUUUUUCUCACCAUACAGUAUUGCCGUUGCAUUAUCAAUGGUACAUCAAGGUGCACAAGGAUCAACCGCUGAACAAUUUAAUCGUGUAUUGAAAUAUGACAAAGUAUCACAAUUGAAUAAUGGUGAACAUCAAGUUGUAGCCAAUUCCGUUAAACAAUUACAAGAACAAAUAAAACAAUCCGAUUCUAUUAAUAAAUUAGAAUACGGUAAUAUGUUGAUUGUCGAUCAUAAAAUGCCUAUUAAAGAUGAAUAUCGAAAAACUAUUGAACAAUAUUAUGAUAGUCAAAUAAUAUCGGUUGAUUUACCUAAAGAAUCGAAUGUUGCCUUCUACAGUGUAUUACCACGUGAACGUAAUUGUGAUCUAAGUAAAAUCCGUCAAUCAUUAAAUUCAUCUUUCAUUGAUGAAAUUAUUGGUCGAAAUAAAGGUAAUUCAGUUGUCUAUUUCCCAAAAAUUGAACUUAGUACAUCAUAUCAAUUGCCCGGAAUUUUAAAUACAAUGGGCAUACAAGAUGCUUUCACUGGAUCGGCUAAUUUUUCUGGUAUCAGCAAUAAUAAAUCAAUGAAAAUCGAUGAAGUCAUUCAUAAAGCAAAAUUAAUUAUUAAUGAAAAAGGAACAGAAGCUUCUGCCAGUACCUAUUCAUCAUUUAUGUCUAGAAUAAAGUAUUUUUAUCCGAGAAUUAUCCAACAACCAAAAACAAAAUCAAAGAAAAUGAAAAUUUUUAUUACAUCAUUUGUUUUGAUGAUGGUGAUGGCUGUCACUUAUGAAGCUCGUAAUGUUAGUCUUAUUAGUCAUAUUGUAAUACUGGGAUCAGCUAGAGGAUUUGCCAAAGCUUCGAAUGAUUUUGGUUUUCAUUUAUUGCAACAAAUUCAACAUCAUUCAUCUGGUUCGGAAAAUGUUUUCUUCUCACCAUACAGUGUUGCCGUUGCAUUAUCGAUGGUAUAUCAAGGUACACAAGGAUAUACUGCAGAACAAUUCAAACGAGCAUUGAAUUAUGAUAAAAUAUCACAAUUGAAUAAUGGUGAAUAUCAAGCCGUAGCCAAUUCUGUGAAACGAUUGCGAGAACGAAUGAACAAAGCAGAACAUAUUAUAUUGGAAUAUGGUAAUAUGUUGGUUGUAGAUAAUAAAAAACCACCUAUUAAAGAUGAAUAUCGGAAAACUAUUGAAAAAUUUUAUGAUAGUCAAGUAAUGUCGGUUGAUUUUGCCAAAGAUUCGAACAAUAUUAUGGAACAAAUCAAUCAAUAUAUAUCGAACAAAACACAUGGUUUAAUUGAUCGUAUGCUUGAACAGCCACCAUCGCCGAGUACUGUUCUUGCAUUAAUAAAUGCUGUUUAUUUUAAAGGUGAAUGGGUGGAACAGUUUGAUCCAAAAUUAACCAAACCAGAUGUAUUCUAUGAUCAUCGUGGUCAAGAAUAUAAAAAUGUUCAAUAUAUGAAUGGAGAUGGUCCAUUUGGAUAUGCUGAAGUUAAGCAAUUGAAUUCCGAUCUGAUCAAAAUGCCAUAUAAAGGUAAAGAUGUUGCAUUCUACGGUUUAUUACCACGUGAACGUAAUUGUGAUCUAAGUAAAAUUCGUCAAUCCUUAAAUUCAUCUUUCAUCAAUGAAAUGAUUAGUCGAAUUGCUGGUUAUUCAACUGUCUAUUUUCCAAAAAUUAAACUUGCUACAUCAUAUGAAUUACCCAAAAUCUUAAAAUCAAUGUGCAUUCAAGAUGUUUUCACUAAUUUAGCUGAUCUUUCUGGCAUCAGCGGUGAUAAAUCAUUGAAAAUCGAUAAAGCCAUUCAUAAAGCCAAAUUAAUUGUGAAUGAACAAGGAACUGAAGCUGCUGCCAGUACCUAUAUUCAAAUAGGUGUUAAGUCAGCUGGACUAUCAAAAACUUUCCGUUUUGAUCAUCCAUUUUUGUAUUUUAUUCGACAUCGAAAAACCGGUCAGAUUUUAUUCCUUGGUGAAAUUCAUAAUUUCUAAAUCAAAAUCAUCACCAUCACCAUCACACAUCAAAAUCCUAUUUCCUAAAUGAAUAAAAUUCUUUUUUCUUGUUACAA